AUGCAUAGGAGAAGUCCUAUUAGUAUUAGGAAUUCUUUACUUAUAUCUAAACGUAUAGUUGACUCUAGUAAUCCAACAGAAGAAAUCCGAUCUGGGUCAACAUCUAAAGGUAUACUAAAAGAAAAAGUAGCUGAAUCAGCCAAUGAAUAUAAACAAGACGCAGGUUCUCUAGAAACUAAGGUAUAUGGAAAUUCACAAUUAAGUGAAACAGAUCAUACUUUAAAUAAUCAGCUAAUAGGUGCAGCGAUUGAUAAUACUAAGAAUACCCUCAUUAAACAUAAAGUAAGUUUAAGAUACCAUGAUAAUGGUAAUGAUACUAGUAGUACUAACAGCAAUUUAGAACUACCUUUAGUAGAGAAACAUCAUUGUAAAGGUAAUAAUACAAAUAAUCAUACACUACAAUGCCAUAGUAAUAUUCGCCUGCGCAGUUCACUAACUGAUACUAAAGCCCAAUCUGUACCUAGAGUUGUAAUACUUGAAAGAACUCAGGAGGAAACUGUUAAGAUAAAUAUAAAGGUAGCACCUGAAGAGCUCAUAGAGUUAGAUCAAAUAGAAUUUGGAGAAGUUAUAAGUUCAGGAGCUUUUGGUGUUAUUUACAAGUGCAAAGUUGAUGGAAUAAAAGGUAAGAAUAACUCACAAUUUGCAGUAAAACUAUUUUUGAGAGAUAAGGAUACUGGAGGCCUUACAGAAGAACGUUUGGGAUCUAUUGAAGCUGAACUGAAUUGUAUAAGAGUACUAAAACAUCCAAAUAUAACUGAAUAUUAUGGAAUACUAAAUCCAAAAAGUGGUGAAAUGGGAUUUGUUAUGGAAUAUAUAAGCGGAGGUACUGUUUUUGAUUUAUUGUACAGUGGUCUUCAUGUAGUUCCUAUUUCAAGACGUAUUGAAUGGUGCAUACAGCUAGUAUCAUGCAUUGCAUACUUGCAUGAAGGGUGUUCCCCAUAUCGCUUUAUACAUAGAGAUAUAAAAACAAUUAAUAUGCUCAUUAACUCAACUGAUUAUUCAAUAAAACUUUGCGAUUUUGGAAAUGUUCGUGAGCGUACAUUUUCAUACUGCCGUCUAGACAACAAUGGAGGAUCUAUUCGUUAUAUGUCUCCUGAAUCACUUAAAGUAGGGUCAUUUAUUAAUGAUAAGACAGAUAUUUGGUCAAUAGGAUGCUGUAUAAUUGAAAUAUGUGGUGGUGGUAUUCCAUACAAGGAAUUUUUAGAUGAGAAUGCACUACUUGAUAAUAUUCAUAAUGGAGGUCUACCAAGGAUUCCAUUGUUUUUCCCCCAUUCACUAAGUAGAAUUUGUUCUAAGUGCCUAUCUAUAGAUCCAGAUAUGAGACCAACAGCAAGUAAGUUGUAUCGUGAGCUAACGAAAUUAGAUAUUGGACUGAUAAGGAAAAGCUUGUUAGGAAAGUUAGAUCUCCAACCUUGUGUACAAUAA
Molecule: messenger RNA, 1425 nt
Organism: Cryptosporidium muris RN66
Lineage: Eukaryota; Apicomplexa; Conoidasida; Eucoccidiorida; Cryptosporidiidae
Product: protein kinase domain-containing protein
Exons: 1
Coding region: 1-1425 (474 amino acids)
Biological process (GO): protein phosphorylation
Cellular component (GO): cytoplasm
Molecular function (GO): protein serine/threonine kinase activity; ATP binding
Source: RefSeq, a predicted model, not a curated record